AUGGUCGAACGUCCACUGUCUAGUUCCGAGAGCCAGCCCAGCUCUCACAACCACCUAGACGCUAUAUCAACACAGGUCGAGAGCCUGAGUGAUGACCUUCGACGAAUCAGUCUCAGCAUUCACGACCAACCCGAAUUACAGUUCAAAGAGUUUCAUGCCCAUCGAGUCCUGACGGAGUAUCUGCAGAAGCAACACGGCUGGAAGGUUACCCCAUCCGCAUAUGACAUAGCGACGGCCUUUGUUGCCGAGUUCGACAGUCGUCGUGACGGGCCGGUAGUCUCUUUCAAUGCUGAAUACGACGCAUUAGUCGGCAUUGGCCACGCUUGCGGCCACAAUCUGAUUGCUAUCACGUCUCUGGGAGCGGCACUGGCGACUGCAAAACUCAUGGAAGAGAAGAAGCUAGGUGGAAAGGUCAUGCUUUUCGGAACGCCAGCCGAAGAGGGCGGCGGCGGCAAGAUCAAGCUACUGAAGGCUGGCGCUUACAAAGGCGUGGAUGUCUCCAUCAUGGCUCACCCUGGCAUUGAACCCGACGGCGCUCUUAUCAGGACAGCAGCUUACCAUGGAUUCAAUGUGGAGUACUUUGGCAAAGAAGCGCACGCUGCUGCAAGGCCCUGGGACGGCAUCAAUGCCCUGGACGCCCUUAUUACCGCCUACAACGCGGUGUCCGUUUUAAGACAACAGACGCAACCCGGAGACAUCAUCCAAGGAAUGAUCACCAACGGCGGCGCCCGCCCAAACAUCAUCCACGCCUACGCAGCCGGGCGGUUCGUCGUCCGCGCCCAUUCCAAAGCGCGACUAGAAGAGCUCAAAAAGCGUGUGGUCCCAUGCUUCGAAGCCGGCGCAACCGCCACAGGCGCCACGUUGAAACUCACAUGGAAAAUGCCGUACGAUGACCACGUUCCCAAUCGCGCACUGGGCCGCCACUACCGCGCCGCGUUCAAUUCCCUCGGCGGCAGCAUCCCCGCUCCGGACAUUGAUAUCAUCACCUCCGUCACCCAGGCUUCUACAGAUCAGGGCAACGUGAGCUACGCCUUACCGAGUCUGCACACCUCCAUAUGGAUCCGAAGCGAGGACGACGAUGGAAAGCAACUUGGAGGGCCGCAUACACCCGAUUUCACAAAGGCCGUGCGGACGGAAGAGGCGCAUAGCUUGGCGAAGAGGGCGGCGAAGGCCCUUGCUGCUACUGCGGUGGAUGUUUUGACAUGCGAUGGCUUACUGGACGAGAUCAAGCGGGAGUUUGAGGAGAUGAAGAAGGCAGAGUGCUUGGCUUAG
This is a messenger RNA of Neohortaea acidophila, 1272 nucleotides long. RefSeq lists its product as uncharacterized. NCBI's taxonomy places the organism in Eukaryota, Fungi, Ascomycota, Dothideomycetes, Mycosphaerellales, Teratosphaeriaceae. Bases 1 to 1272 code for a protein of 423 amino acids. The record is from RefSeq and is a predicted model, not a curated record. The transcript is spliced from 4 exons. Gene Ontology annotation, molecular function: dipeptidase activity.